Molecule: messenger RNA, 405 nt
Organism: Ixodes scapularis (black-legged tick)
Lineage: Eukaryota; Metazoa; Arthropoda; Arachnida; Ixodida; Ixodidae
Product: PXMP2/4 family protein 4-like
Exons: 1
Coding region: 1-405 (134 amino acids)
Cellular component (GO): membrane; cytoplasm
Source: RefSeq, a predicted model, not a curated record
AUGAGCACGAUCGCGUCCCUCAUUCGACGAUGCCUCGACGUCUUCAAGCAGCGACCGCUCCUGGCGAACAUGGUUUCAUUUCCGGCCCUUUACGUCUGCGCCGAGUUCUCGCAGCAGACCAUCCUGAUCCGCUACGGUGGCGACGAAUCUCCCAAGGAGUACGACUGGAACCUGCUCCUACGCUACGCGGUGUUCGGCACCAGCGUCUCGGCGCCUUUCCUGCACUUCUGGUACCGCUACCUGGAUCGCGUUCUGAGGUCCAGCGGCACCAAGGUGGCAGUACAAAAGGCGUUGGCGGACCAGGCUGUUUCGUCCUCCCUCAUCUUAAUCGCUUUCUACCCUGGUAAGCAGCACAAGCUUUUUUUUUUUCACGUUGCAGUAUUUUACUUGCACGUGACGCCAUAG